Molecule: messenger RNA, 2158 nt
Organism: Ectocarpus sp. CCAP 1310/34
Lineage: Eukaryota; Phaeophyceae; Ectocarpales; Ectocarpaceae
Source: the annotation of a GenBank genome assembly
GGAGGUGGACGCAUGGGCCCAAUAAGAAGAGACAUCGAAGGCAGACGUUGGGAACGUAGAACUAGAAAAGGAGUUCACUGAGGACGAGGUUGAGGCGUGUGUGAACAAGCUGAAGUGCCACAAAGCAGCAGGAGCGGAUGGGAUAGUCAACGAGUUCAUGAAGUUUGGGGGGAAGGGGAUGAUCCAGCUGAUGGUACUGCUGUACAAUUGGGUGUGGAAAAACGAGUAUACGCCAAGUAGAUGGAGGGAAGGAGUGGUUGUGAACUUGUUCAAGAAAGGAGACAAGACUGACCCAGGAAACUACAGGGGGAUCACACUGUUGAACACAGUAGGAAAAGUGUUCUGUAAGCUGCUGAACGAUAGGAUAGUGGGAGUAUUGGAGAAGGAACAUAGCAUUAGUGAGGGCCAGGCAGGUUUCCGCAAGAAGAGGGGGUGCGUAGACCACGUGUUCACGGUAGGGAGAAUCAUCCAAGGUAGAAAGAGGGCGGGAAAGCCGACGUACUGCUUCUUCCUGGACGUGAAAAAGGCAUACGACACCGUAUGGAGAAAUGGGUUGUGGAAACAACUGUCCAAAUACGGGAUCAAGGGGAAAAUGUGGAGAGUGCUGAAGAAGAUGACAGAGUGCACGAAAAGCGCGGUCAUGCUAGACGGAGAACUGUCAAAAUUCUUCGACAUUGAGCAGGGGGUCCCACAAGGUUGCACGCUGUCCCCAACAUUGUUCCAGGUGUUCAUCAACGAUCUGUUGGAAGUCGUAGAGGCAGUCCGGAAGGGAGUAAAAGUAGGGGACACGGAAACGUCGGUUUCAGGAAUGCUGUUUGCGGAUGAUUUUGUCGGUAUGUCGGACACCCCUGAGGGACUGCAACUGCAAAUUGACGCGGCGAAGAAGUUUACUGAUAAGUGGAGAUUGUCUGCCAACGUUCAGAAGAGUGCCGUCAUGGUAUGCAACGAGAACAAGGAGGAACCAGUAGAACAUAGAUGGAAGUGGGGGAUCGAGGAGAUUGCAGUAGUGGACCAGUACACAUACCUUGGAGUAGAGAUCGCAAAAGACUGCUCGUGGAAUGCACACAUGUCCAAGGUAGCGGAAAAGGGCAAAGCACGAGCAGGGAAGCUGCACCCAAUACUCGCAAACCGGCACCUCGAUACACGCAUCAAAUUGACGGUUUUGAAGAGCGUAAUCGUACCGCCGCUAGAGUACGCCGGAGAAGUAUGGGAAGGAAAUAAGAAGGUAGUGAAAGAACUCGAGGCGGCGCAGAUGAAAGCAGCGAAAAUCAUCCUAGGAUGCUCCACGCGCACAAGUAAUGCAGCCGUGAGGGCAGAAUUGGGGAUCCAAUCCCUACGGUCGGGAAGAGACGCGAGGAAGCUGACCUGGCAGUAUCGCAUGUGCGGGAUGGGAGAGGAGAGGUUGCCGAGAAUUGUAUGGGAGGCGAAGUGGGCAAACAAAAAGAGGGGUAGACAACCCACGGAAUGGGUCAAGGUUGUAGAGGACGUAUGGAAGGGGCUCGACAUCGACGAAGAUGAAACGCUGGAAACGGAGGGUCUACAGGGGUUCAAGGAGAAGAUAUCUGUUGCUUGUGCCGAGAGAGAAGAACAGAAUCUGAGGAAAGAAUCCAAGGAUAAGGAGGGUCUAGAAGUGUACGGAAUGUUGAAGGAAGGAAUAGGGUUCAAGGACUACCUACAUGGACCAAUGGAUGCAGGAACAAAGCUUAAGGUCAAAUUCAGGACCGGGGACAUAGGCCUUCGAGAACGUCGACGAAGACAUAGGACGGUAGACGAGGAAGACGACGAGUUCAAAUGUGAUUGCGGCUUCGAAUGCGAAGACCGUGUUCAUGUAGUCGCGGAAUGUCCGUUGUACAAGAAGGAGAGGGAAGUGUACGUGACUGAGCUGGGAAAAAUAGAUGGAACGUACAGGGAGAUGUUUGAGGCAUGGAAUAGAGAGGAAAGGACGGUAGCUGUACUGGGGCAUAGGAGGUGGGUUGAAAAGGCGGGAAGGGAUAUCGUUAGGAUAGACAGACUAGGGAAGACAUUUUUGAGCCACCUUUGGCAAAGUAGGAAGGAACGAUUGGCCAUCGGUGAUCGGUCCUGUGGGAACAAUGCUCCGUCCUCUCGAGGACGCGUGGUCAAUGGUCUAACCGCUAAGACAUGCAAAACAUAAGAGUAC